AAAUAUAGACUGAGAUUCGUAAAGUAACAAGUACGAGGCGAAAAUGAACCUUUGAGUCGCUGUGACACGGUAGGAGAACUGUUGAAAUUGGCUGCACGAGUGGGCGUGUACUAUAGAGAACACCUGGGACGAAAUACGCCAUUUAGUUAAACACGCAUAAGAACUUUACAAAACGCGUCGGCGUGCCGCACAACGAAAAGCGGGGAAGCGAUAAGAAGAGGCGAUUAUUCUGUUCCGGUCCCGGGCGUAUCAGGAAACAAGUCGGGAGCAGAUUCGACUAGGAUCUGGAGGAGGGCGAAAGAAGAUGGCGCUUCAACCGCAUCGCAGAUAGUCGGUUUGCAGAGGAGCGAGGCGACGGCAUGGCCUGAAGUAGGCCAAGGUCGUGAGCUCACGGAGCGGACGUUCCGAGCGGAGGUAGAAGGCGGCGCCGUGUGAACGAAGAGCAAGGUCAUUCUGCGUCAAGAAAGUGGGUUCCCUUGAUUGAUCCAGAGGACUUUUGUGGUCCUCCAAAUGGAUUUGUCAAAUGUGACAUAAAAAUAUCCGCUAGAGGAGAACGUAUUGAAAUUCCUGUUGUAGAAGAAAAUGAAGAAUAUGACUUUGAUGAUAUAGAAGGAAACCUGAUCAUCCCCGAGAGUGCUCUGAGUGGUAGGCAAAGAGCAGUGUACCAAUUUUCCAUCUAUAAAAUGGACUUGGUUCGCCAACCCUAUGCGACUUUGCUGGAAAGUGCCCUGAAGAAAUUUGGAAAACAAUACUUCACUGGUGUUUAUAUAAAAAUUACAUUUGGUGAUUUG
Molecule: messenger RNA, 791 nt
Organism: Gryllus bimaculatus (two-spotted cricket)
Lineage: Eukaryota; Metazoa; Arthropoda; Insecta; Orthoptera; Gryllidae
Source: the annotation of a GenBank genome assembly